CGCACACACGGCGCACACACGGCGCACACACGCGCACCUCCAGCAUCAGCGCAUCUCUCUCCCUCUCCAUCUCCGCGCUGCUAGCGAGGACCCCGCCAGGCGUGAGAAGCCUCCAAGCCAGGGACAACAGAACUUUCAUCUCUCCUCAAAGGGAAGGACUUGCAGCGGCAAACAUCUUAUACCAACUCAUCACAUAUUUUAAUAUCUGGAAGUAUCAUCUGCCCAUUGGAUCAUGUGGAAUCACUGAAGCACAGGCUUCUUGCAGCCCGGCUUUUGUGAAGUCCCCUGGUAUGUGACAGAGAACUUGGAAGCCACUAUGACGAACCAGGAGAAGUGGGCUCACCUUAGUCCUUCUGAAUUCUCUCAGCUCCAGAAGUAUGCUGAGUAUUCUACAAAAAAAAUCAAGGACGUCCUGGGAGAAUUCCACGGCGACGGCGUGCUAGCAAAGUAUAAUCCUGAGGGGAAACAAGACAUUCUUAACCAAACCAUAGACUUUGAAGGUUUCAAGCUGUUCAUGAAAACAUUCCUGGAGGCCGAGCUGCCCGAUGACUUCAGUGCCCAUCUCUUCACAUCCUUUAGCAGCCAAGCCCCUCAUUCCAGCCCCUUGGUCAAAAGUAAACCUCCCCUCCUCUCUGGGGGUUUGCGGAUGACUAAGGGUGCUGUAACUCCCCCCCACACUUCUCCAGCCAGUUUGCACAUGCCUCAAGUCAUCCAGCUGAAAGAUAUCGUCUGCUACUUGUCCUUGCUCGAACGAGGGAGACCUGAAGACAAACUAGAGUUCAUGUUCCGCCUCUAUGACACCGAUGGCAAUGGCUUCCUGGACAGUUCGGAGCUGGAAAAUAUCAUUAGUCAGAUGAUGCACGUGGCUGAAUAUCUCGAGUGGGAUGUGACUGAGCUCAGUCCGAUACUUCAUGAAAUGAUGGAAGAGAUCGACUAUGAUCAUGAUGGCACUGUCUCUCUGCAGGAGUGGAUUCAGGGAGGGAUGACGACCAUCCCCUUACUGGUGCUCCUUGGCUUGGAAAACAAUGUGAAGGAUGAUGGACAGCACGUUUGGCGACUGAAGCAUUUUAACAAGCCAGCCUACUGCAAUCUUUGCUUGAACAUGCUCAUCGGUGUGGGGAAGCAGGGCCUGUGCUGCUCCUUUUGCAAGUACACAGUCCAUGAGCGCUGUGUGGCAAGAGCGCCUCCAUCUUGCAUCAAGACCUAUGUGAAGUCCAAAAAGAACACGGAUGUCAUGCACCAUUACUGGGUUGAAGGUAACUGCCCAACCAAGUGUGACAAGUGUCAUAAAAAUGUCAAAUGCUACCAAGGCCUGACUGGACUUCACUGUGUUUGGUGUCAGAUAACACUCCAUAAUAAAUGUGCCUCUCACCUCAAACCCGAGUGCGACUGUGGAACCUUGAGGGACCAUAUCUUACCACCCACAGCAAUCUGCCCAGUGGUGCUGACUCUGCAAACUUCAGGAGUUUCACUUCCUGAGGACCGCCAAGGAACCAUGAACAAGGACAAUGAAUCCUCCCAGCAGGCCAACAAAGCAGGAGACAAGAACAAAAUGCAGAGAGCUAACUCAGUGACUGUGGAUGGACAAGGCCUACAGAUUACUCCAAUUCCUGGCACUCACCCACUGUUGGUUUUUGUCAACCCCAAGAGUGGUGGGAAGCAAGGAGAAAGAAUCUACAGAAAACUUCAGUAUCUCUUAAACCCUCGCCAGGUUUAUAGCCUUGCUACACACGGACCCAUGCCAGGGUUAAAUUUUUUCCGAGACGUUCCUGACUUCAGGGUCCUGGCGUGUGGUGGAGAUGGAACAGUGGGCUGGAUUUUGGACUGCAUAGAAAAGGCAAAUAUAGUGAAGCAUCCUCCAGUUGCAAUCCUGCCUCUUGGGACCGGUAAUGACCUUGCCAGAUGCCUCAGAUGGGGAGGAGGCUAUGAAGGGGAGAGUCUGAUGAAAAUCCUCAGAGACAUUGAGAACAGCUCCCAGAUCAUGCUGGACCGAUGGAAGUUUGAGGUCACCCCGAAUGAUAAAGAUGAAAAAGGAGACCCAGUGCCUUACUCGAUUAUCAAUAACUAUUUUUCCAUUGGCGUGGAUGCCUCCAUCGCCCACAGAUUCCACAUCAUGAGAGAGAAACACCCAGAGAAGUUCAACAGCCGAAUGAAGAACAAGUUUUGGUAUUUUGAGUUUGGCACCUCGGAGACGUUCGCAGCGACCUGCAAGAGGCUGCACGAAUCUGUGGAGAUUGAAUGUGAUGGCGUGCAGCUAGACCUAAUAAACAUCUCGCUGGAAGGAAUUGCUAUUUUGAAUAUUCCCAGCAUGCAUGGAGGAUCCAAUCUUUGGGGAGAGACCAAGAAAAGGCGCAGUCAUCGCCGAACUGAAAAGAAGGGGUCAGAGAAGAGAACAACCGUCACUGAUGUUAAGGAGCUGAAGUUUGCAAGCCAAGAUCUGAGUGAUCAGCUGUUGGAGGUGGUCGGUCUAGAAGGUGCCAUGGAGAUGGGACAGAUUUACACUGGCCUGAAGAGUGCUGGCCGCCGCCUGGCUCAGUGCGCCUCUGUGGUCAUUAGGACAAGCAAGUCACUGCCAAUGCAGAUUGAUGGGGAGCCAUGGAUGCAGACUCCGUGUACUAUAAAAAUUAUCCACAAGAACCAAGCACCAAUGCUUAUGGGACCCCCGCCGAAAACUGGGUUCUUCCGCUCCAUCGUGCGCAGGCCCCGGCACCGCAGCAAGGAGUGAGCCCAGCUGCUUGGGUCUUAGCCGCCGACCGGGCAUCCUCCGCCUUGCGAACAUUCGCCCUGGAAAGCUUCGACCCGUUGCUGUCGUCUGUAUAUGCCGCCAACCCUUGGAACGGGUUCUGCAGUGUCUGUGCCUGAGCUCGUGUACAAUUCUGCUAUUAGAACAUUUCUUGUCCCAGUUUCAGAGGCAUUUUGCAUGAAGAAAGCAGAUGUUUCCAUAAAGUGAUACUGCAUAUAUCUGUGGCAUGCAUUCCCAUGGAUUCUUAUGUCUCUCUCCACAUACACCCCCACCCCAACCCUUCCCCCCUCCUGCAGCCCGUGCUUAGUAACUUGUGGGAGUAGCCUGUUGUGAAACAUGAAAAGGGAACUGCCAGGAGAAAUUGAUACUCUCAGUUUGAUCCCCUUUAUUACCCAGCCCAGAUCAGUAACAGCAGGGUGCGGAUGCUAACCCUGGACUGGCUAGAGGCUUAAGCGAGAUGUUGAAUGUAAAGCGCUUUGUAGACCUUUAAACACGCUAGUUAAAUGUGAGCUACGAUUAUCAUUAUCAGUAUUAUAAUUAUUAUUGUUGUCUUCUCUUUGGGAACCAAAUAUCAGAUCAAUGGUCUUUGACCUUGAUUUUAAGGGGCCUUUACAAUCACAGGUUUCAUUAAACAGCUAUCCCUCUCGUCUCACUGCUUGUCCUGUGCUUCCCCUCUUCUUCCAAGCUUAACUCUGUUGCGUGUGUGAUUGAAAAGGGAGAAUGGAUUGUCUAGUGAAUUAGCAGAAGACAUAUAUUUCUAGGAAAAUGGAAAGCCAAGUUCUUUCUUCCAGAACUACAUGAAAGCAUUUGACUCUGAACAAAAUUCUGCAACUGAGACAAACGCUAAAUCUCCCUGCCUCUGAACCCCUGUGAGAGCACCUCAUAAUUGCUUAUGUAUCCAAUAACCAAGUGGACUUUGUAAACCGUGUGCCUAAUCAACUGCAUUUCCCACCAAAGAUUUAGUGAGAGAGGCCUGAGAGAAAUGGGUUAAUGCAUAAUUAAUCAGGCACUGGGGAGCCAAUCCACUCCGGGAAAUUUACAAUUCUUUGAAUUCCUUUAGAAAUGGCUGAAAUAACACUAGAAGAGGGUAAACGGUCCAUUAAUUAUAAUAAAAUGCUCACCUUUGAUAGAGCUCCAGAAUAUGUAGUCCCAGUUCCAGAAAGUCCUUCUUGGCCUCCUUGCUAUACGUAAAUGUAUGUACUCAUGUUUCACUUAAGUGCAUCUGAGAAAGGAACCCAGAGAUGGUCUUAGGCCCUUCUCUUUGAUGUUGGUACUUCCACUUAUUUCAAACAUUAAGAUGAUGGGAGUGUGAAUCAUGCAUGUCCUUGGUUCUUGCCUCUGAGAGAUUUCUUAGUACUACUUAUACCUGAUGGCAUAGAGCUUUGCAUGGUUAUGUGUGACCCCUGUAGUGACCUGAGGCAUGUCCUAGGAUGGUUACCCAUAACAUGUGGCGUUGAACUAGGGACACACAAUGUGAAAGCUUCCCUGAACAGCCAAGGUCCUGCUUGUUCAUAUUGACCCCCAUUGCAUCAUCAUAUGUUUUCUGUCUUCAGACAUGCCACAAGGGGAAAAAAUGUUUGAAAUGCAUGAUUCUCUCUCUCUCUCUCUCUCUCUCUCUCUCUCUCUCUCUCUCUCUCUCUCUCUCUCUCUCUCUGCAUUAAAGCGCUAAAGAUUUAUCAGUGCUAUCUUGUAUUGAUUCAGUUCAUCUUUGAAUAACAAAGAGCAUUUAGUCGUGUGGUUGAACUCAGUUGUGUGCAUGGAUUUAUGGAUUCUCAAUGACACCGCUUUCAUCUCUGUGCUUUGGUUGGAGGCCUAACUCCAGAUGAGUGCUACUGGACCCUGGACCUGAGCCACGCCCAUCUCUUAGGCUGACAUGCCAGAGAAGAUCUUGUACCCGAGCUCCUUCUCUCAGUAUCCUUGAACCCUCCAGGUCAAAUCACAAUAAACAAAAUGGGUUCU
Molecule: messenger RNA, 4702 nt
Organism: Phascolarctos cinereus (koala)
Lineage: Eukaryota; Metazoa; Chordata; Mammalia; Diprotodontia; Phascolarctidae
Gene: DGKB
Product: diacylglycerol kinase beta
Biological process (GO): phospholipase C-activating G protein-coupled receptor signaling pathway
Cellular component (GO): plasma membrane
Molecular function (GO): ATP-dependent diacylglycerol kinase activity; calcium ion binding
Source: RefSeq, a predicted model, not a curated record